GUAUUUAAAAACACUCUAGCCUAUCAAGCAAACAUCGCCUUCUACUUCUCUCAAAUCCACUAUCUUUUUUUCUCUUUCUCUCUCGCCCUGUUUGUGUUUUUCACUGUUCCUUUUUGCUCCUUAAUUCGCUUUCUGUUCGAGGAACGAUCACAUUCAGCGAACUUAUUUAUUUAUUUCGUUUUCUCGUUUUCCAGUAUUUACAAACCUUAAAAAAACUCUCACUAGUCGAAAAUAACAAAACGAAGACUCCGUCAUCUUUGUGUCUCCCCCUGCAGUUAGUUAUCUUCUACUAUCAUCUCUUUUUUCUUCGUUUUUUCCAACCUUCCCCCCCCUCUCUCUCUAUAUAUCGAUUUUGCGUAGAGGUAUAGCCACUGCAGAGCCCAAUCUCCUCUCUCUCUUUCUCCCACAAACAAACACAUUUUGUUGGCCUUCUGGCUUUUUACCUGUGCUUGCUUUUGGAUCAGCAAAGUUCCUCUCAGUUGUCUUCGUACAUUUCCUUCUUCUCUUCCUCUCGCGCGAUGCCUCGCUCCAUGACAGGAAAGGGACGUCACGUCUCCUACAACGCCGAAGGUGAGCUGUGCAUGACGGUGGUGGACCCAGUCACUCGCAAGCUGCUGAUCCCCAAGCAGUACAUCUUCGACACCCGUGCGCAACAGCGCGGCACCCUACCGUCCCUGUGCCAACUGUUCCUCUCCGGCCGGUGCCGCCAAGGACAGGGCUGCUACCAGGUGCACGCUGACUGGCAGGCCGUUCAGCGGCUGCGUGCACAGGUCGACAGCCUCCCUUGCUGUUGCCCGGGCCACGGCGACAAGGACCACCUCGGCGUGAUGGAAAACGCCCCUCUGCGCGACGUCAUCGGCACCGCGGCGGGGCACCAUCAUCACAACGCACAUCUGAACUGCUACGGCACCACCGCUGUCAACGCGGCGGACGAGUCGGACGUGUGCGCUCGCGACGUCGUCGUCUUCGUGCCCGGCUGCUCCACCUACGAGGGAAGCUACGUGCCACUGGAGCGACUGAGUUACACGAUUGGUCUGCGCCGCCUGCUGGAGGAGCAACAGGUGCUCGCGGCGCCGCUCAACGCCCACGUCAGUCUGCUGAACCCCGAGACUGGGUUUCCAGAGGAUAAGAUCGUGGCCGACGCGUCCGGCUCCACGGUGUGCCGCCUGCACGCGAUGGACCGCUGCCGCUACGCCGAGGAGUGCAAGUUUCUGCACCUCUGCAAGGAACUGACGACCGUCGACCCGCAGCUCACGGCGUCGCCAUCGCCGAUCGCCGGCGAGUGCGCUCCGAAUUGCUCGUUCGACGCGAGCAUCACGAGCGCCGGCAUGAGUGCGACGACGGUUAUCGGCGCCUCUGCGACUUCGAUCGAGCGCCGCGGCAAGAACGCACACAGCGCCGCGGCCGCCGCACAGCGCCAGUCCGUCUUCACCUCUAUCAGCAUGCAGCAACAUCAGCAGCAGUCCUCGCCUGUCCUCGCCGGUGGCGGCAACAGCUUCGCCGGCCGCCCGCUGCUGGUGCCGCAGCGGGAGGAGGUCAGCGCGGGUGCCGGUGCGGCCGGCAUGCAGAGCCACGCCAUCCCCUUCCUGCCCAAGAGCCCCUCGUGCUACCACGCCGCGACAAACGCGACGGCGACGCCGCCGAGUGCAGCGGUGCUGCCGACGGACGCCUUGAUGGGGCCGAACGUGGCGGUGAUCGCCGGCAUGGGCAGCUUCCCCGGUGCUAACAACAGCCACAACUCACCAACGAUGAUGGCCAACAUGUACACACCGAGCAACGGCCGCGUCCGCGUUACGUUCAGCCUGCCGACGGUGAACUCGUUCCCGCACGUGCCUCACGCUGUGCACUUCGACUCGCCAAACAGUUCCGAUAAGAGGUCAACGCCGACCGAUGAGACGCUGGCUGUCAUGGGCGGCGGCUGCGCCGGGGUGGGUGGCGCGAACUCGCCGGGCAACUGCGGCCUGCCGCGGUCCCUGCCGCAGGGCUGCAGUGCCUCGCCGAAUCCCUCUUGCUGGCACCACAACCCCUACGGCCCUUUCUUGGCGAAGUGCGAUGUGCCAACCGCCAGCAGCUACGGCAGUCAGAUGUGCAUGAAUAGUCAUCAUAGCUCUGGCGGCCUUCUUAAUGCCAUGACGCGCUAG
Leptomonas pyrrhocoris is the source of this 2141-nucleotide messenger RNA. RefSeq lists its product as hypothetical. The record is from RefSeq and is a predicted model, not a curated record. The coding region runs from base 519 to 2141 and encodes 540 amino acids. NCBI's taxonomy places the organism in Eukaryota, Euglenozoa, Kinetoplastea, Trypanosomatida, Trypanosomatidae. Gene Ontology annotation, molecular function: metal ion binding. The transcript has a single exon.